GCAGCGUCAAACAAAAUGGCCGCUAAGAGGUCGUGAAGAAAAGAUCUAGAAAAAUGAUCUUUUACAAGUUAGCCGAUGCUUAAAAAUACAAAUUUCCACAAUUUGGAAUUGUGGUUUAACAAUUACAAUUUUGAAAACGCACUAAAAAAAGGUGCGACACUAUUUUUGAAAGAGGAAGCGAAUUGAAGUGACAGCGCGAACCUCCUUGGCGCUUAGAUUGGCAGCUUGGACAGCGAAAACAGACGGACGACGGACUGCAGAUUGGACUGAGCGUCCGAUCGUUGUCUAGAGCCGCGUCUGAUAUUUGCAGACGGCCGACUGAUACGCGUACAAGCGUCCUGAUGCCCUGAGGGCGCUAACUUUGAAACCGCAGCUCGCCAUGGUUUAGCCACGAUCGCCGUCGAGCUGAUCUCCGCUAAGAUGUCCUCGCAGAGACUGAAGCGCCAGCAGAGUCGAACUGACGACUCAGUUCCCAACAAGCGGCGCAAAGGCCGGGGCAAAAACGAGGCGGCUGCAUUUUUGUCGCCAUCAGACGACUCAGACAGCGGUGGUCCCAGUGUUUGGACGCCUGGGCCUCUCUCCGAUCUCAAGAUGUCUAACAUCUACAAUCGGAGCGCCCCUGAGGCACCGGCUGAACUCUUUCGCAAGGACUUGAUAUCAGCCAUGAAGAUUCCAGACUCAGAACCGCUCGCCCCUGAUGAGUACUGGACAAUAUCAGACACCUGGAAGCAGGAGUGGGAGUCUGGCGUGCAGGUGCCUGUCAACCCAGACUCCCUGCCUGAGCCGGCUGUAACAGUUGCUAACCAUCACUUAUUAUCACCACGCAGAUCAGAGUUCAAAUUGCCCAAAGGGAAGUUGAUUCGCAUCACGAAGAGUGCAGAUUUCAAUGCAGAAUGCCAUUACCUCUCAAAUGCACCUGCUGAAGCUGAUAGGGCGUGUAUAUACGAUCUGGAUGAUGUAGAUGUAGUAUGGCUCAAUAACCUUAAUGGAGAGCGCGCCCUAAUGGGUUUGUGGCCAAUCCAAGAAGAUCAGUUGGAGCGCAUGAUGGAGGAACUAGAAGUCACGUGCUGGAAGAAAAUCCAGAGUAUAGUACGGUCUGAGGAAGGUCUAGGCAUUGAAUUUGACGAGAAUACAAUCUGCGAUGUUUGCCGAUCGGUGAGUUUUCCUGACUCAGAGGAAGGCAACGAAAUGGUCUUCUGUGACGUCUGCAAUAUAUGUGUACACCAGGCGUGUUAUGGUAUAACUUCAAUUCCAGCAGGAUCCUGGCUUUGCCGAACGUGUGCACUGUCCAUCCGGCCAGAGUGUGUUUUAUGCCCAAACCGUGGUGGUGCAAUGAAAUGUACUCGCUCCGGUCACAAGUGGGCCCAUGUUAGUUGUGCUCUCUGGAUUCCUGAGGUCAGCAUAGGCAGCGUUGAACGCAUGGAGCCAAUUACAAAAAUAUCAGGCAUACCUCAAAGUCGAUGGCAACUAGUAUGUACUCUAUGUAGGGAAAAAUGUGGUGCGUGCAUCCAGUGUUCAGUCAAGACGUGCAAAACGGCCUACCAUGUGACCUGUGGCUUUAAGCACGGCCUUGAAAUGAAAGCAAUUGUAGAAGAUGAUGCCGAAGAUGGAGUCAAGCUCAGAAGCUACUGUUCCAAACACAGCAAGAGCGGCUUCACCAAUAAACAGAAGAUUAACAAAACGAGUCCGAAUCACGAAAUGGAAAACAAAAAGAGGAAGCGCAAAGAGCUGACCUCCGAGGAACAAAUUCAAGCAAAGGCAGCCAAGCUAAUUGAAAUCGAGGCCACUUUUGACAAACACGUGAGCAUUAAGGAUUUGAUUAUGCGACACUUCGAUCUUGACCAGGAGGCAGUAACAUCCAUUUACAAUUUCUGGAAGAUUAAAAGACGGGCUGGAGGAAAUCGGCCAUUGAUCUCUCCACCCUCGGAUGACCCUGACCUUCUUGGCAAAACUCCUGCACAAGCUGAUCAAGAAAAGCUACGCAUGUUUGUCCAGCUGCGCCAGGAUCUUGAGAGAGUGCGCAAUUUGUGUUACAUGGUCAGCCGGAGGGAAAAGCUAUCAAGGAGUAUGUUGAGGACUAGAGAGCAGACUUUCCACAAGCAAGUGAGCGUAUUGACUGGAGCAGCUGGUAGCCUGCCUAAAGAGGAGGCACUUGCAGUGUUGGCUGCAAAUCACGGCCCCUCAAUUUAUGAUGCACUGUAUUCCCAUGACCAGGAAAAUCGUGUACCUUUAGAUCUGGAAACAUUAGUGUCGCGCAUUGUAGGCCCUAAUAGGCAGGUGGCCAAGGAGCGGGCACGACCACCUCGAAGACACAGCCUCUCCAGUUUCUCCACAUCAGACAGUGAACCAGAAAAGACUGUUAAAAAAGCCUCAGUCAGUUCUGAGAGUGAGUCUGAGUUGGCGAAACUUGCCAAGCGGCCGCAGGUGGGUGGCCAUCAGAUUUCUAUAUACUCAGACUCGUCAACAGACGAUUCAGACGAUGAGGCAGCCAACAGGCUGAUACGCACAAAGGCGGCUGUUAAGGAGUUUCACAAAAAACAGGCUGCCAAAGAGGGCAAAGAGUCGAAGCCAAUUAUUGUGCCACAAAGACAAGCAGCAAAGAAGGCAACCGAGAGCAUUAAGGCUGCUGAAACGAAGCCCAAGAAGGAUGAUGCUUUUAAUGGCGGCUAUGUUCCUCAGCGAGCGGCAGCCAAGAAAGCUUCUGAAAGCAUUAAGUGUCUCGGUGGAAACCAUGAGGAUGCCACCAAGCGACCCAAGGAGGACCUGUUUGGCAGUGCCUUGGCACAAAUGGACAAGUCCUUUCUUGGUGGCCGCAAGGCAGUUGCAGCAGCUGCUUCUGCAACACCUGCAACAACAACAUCGACUACACCCGCAGCUGGAGGGGUGCGGGGGCAGCGUCGUAGGGCGCCCGAAGCCGCUGGUAGGAAGCUUAAAACUUCCGAAGAGCGGCCACGGCCGCUCCUCGACGCAGAAAAGCCCAGUCCGAAGGCUCGAGUUGCUCCUGCAGCAAGGCCAGAUGCUGUCGCUCGGCCCCCCGCGACAGUCACAAAAGCAGUUUCCCCCUCUGGCUCCUCCUCGGGGGGCUCCUCCUCCAGCAGCAGCAGCUCGGGGGGUUCCUCAGAGUCCUCCGACUCUUCAGAUUCAGACUCUGAAAGCUCAAACUCCUCAAGUCGCUCAGCGAAGAGCCCUGCGCGAGCUACGCUCCCGCCCCCUGCUGCUUCCGCCCCCGUCACGGUCGAGGCGCCUUGGAAGAGAGAACCUGAGGCGCCCCCGUUGACUCCUCCCCCUGUCCCCAGUCCGCCUCCACCACUGAGACGAACACGUCUAUCCUCCGCAUCCCUCAGCCCGGUUAAAAAGCAACAAACGCCCCCGAGAAUAAUUACUCCACCCCCAAGAGUCCCAACACCACCCCCAAAAGUUCCCACCCCGCAGCCGCCCCCAGUCAAAAGUCCUCCCCGAGCACCACCAGCACGGUCAAUAUUUUCUCCACAGCACCAGCUGCAUGAACUGGAUGAAGACUUUGAGAAGGAAAUCCUAGCCGUUGACGAGACGCACUUAAAGGGUCUGAACAAAGGGUUGCCAACCUUUGGUGCCGAUGACGUCUCUGACCGGGGCUUCAGCUUCGUCAACGAGGUAUUUUUCAAAGAGGACACCAAGGAGGACUCGACGCGGGAAACGCUCAACCUUGUCGAAAAGCUCCGGCUCGAGUAUGCCAAGAAAUCCUCCGAAGACGUGGUGCCUCCACCAACUGAACCACCGGAUAUCGCAUGUCCAGGGCCACCCGAGGUGGUCACCUUGCCGGACAAACAAGAAAGAGAACCGACGCCGCCCCCGGAGCCCACGCCUCCGCCAGCCCCUGCGUUGGAACCGGAGCCCCCUCCUUACCAAUCGCCGUUGCCACCGCCCCCAGUUGUAAAUACGCCAGCUGCUCCUACCCCGAUGACCCCAAUGCCCCUCAACUCUACGGAAUUCAUGAGCCAAAAGUGGUCAGAGUCUGAGAUGCUGCCCCAUAGGAGAAACUCGACCAGCUCUUCCAAUGAAUCAGAGGAGGAACCUGAGGCAGAGCCGCUCCCGGCUCCUCCGCCACAGGUGCCUCCUCCGGUUGAUAUGCAGCCGGCCUUCGACUUCUACCACAACAUGUACGCGACUGAACGCUUCAUCAACCCCUUCCUCGCAUCUUACCAGUCGAUGUUGCCCCCGAGCAUGGAACAGCCACCCCCAGUUGCCGCCCCACCGCAUUCUGCUGCAUUUACAGCCUCGCAGCAGAACAUGGCUUUCAUGGCCGCUCUGGCAAACAUGCCCCUGAACAAUCAACCCUUCUUGCCACCGCCGGCGCCUCCGCCACCCCAACCAACUCCUCCCCCUCUUCAGUCGGCGCCACCGAUUCAGACUGCUCCUCAGGUACAAACGGCGCCGCCUCCUCAACCAGCCAUGCCACCUCCACAGCCCGCUUUGCCACCUCCGAUGGUCUUGGAGCCAGAGUUGGAAAAGGUUCCCUUUGUGGCACCGCCAGUGCCGCCUGCGGUUAAAAAGCCGCCCCAAAAACCGACUCGCAUAUCAGCACGAGUUGUCCCUCCGAAAGCAGCGCCGCCACCUCCUACCCCUCACCGGUCACCAAGAAGAGGUCGAGGUGGAGGUCGCGGAGGGGGCAGAGGGCGUGGCAGACCCAGAGGUGCGGCACGUGGCACUCCAAUGCCCAACAAGUUCAGCGGGACGGUUUACGACUUUGAGGAGGACGAGUUUGGAGGCGACAACGACGCUGUGGAGGGACUCAAGGCCAUGCGAGAGCGGCGCCGCAGCGUCGACACUGCCCACCGAUUUGAUACGGAGCCUACAGGUUACGACGAGCCUUUGCCACCUCCGCCAGACGAGGAGGAUGAAGUGCCGGCACCUCUGGAAGCCACCGAGGCGGUGCCAGCAGUGGCGCCGCUACUUCCAGGGCCAGUGGAUCUCCGAAGUUACGCCAUUUGCGAAGCGGCGCCGCCCGAGCCACCUCCCGAACCGUUGCCACCUCCUCCGGAGCCACCAGAACGCAGCCAGCUCAAGGUCAAAAUCAAAGGUCCCUUCCUGGAACAGCGGCCUCCAUUGCCGCCUCCGGGGGCAGGGGCGCCGACCACCGUUCCAAGUGGGGGCGCCGCGGCCUCUGGAGACGUGCGGCGAAUGCGAAAGAAGGAACUGCUUCGGCAGUACUGGACCGAGGAGCCAGGCCUAGGAGCCGGAGGUGGUCCAGGGGCGGCGACCAGCCCCCAGCGGACGACCAUCACGAUUCCAAAGGCUGUGGCGUCGAUGACGUCCAUUCCGACCAGAGACGACUACAAGUCCAUCGUCGACCUGGCCAACUCUGAGAAGAAAAAGCGACGGCUGGAGACGGGCCUAGACGCAGCUGCAGCCGCCUCCAACAAAAAGCGGGGGCGGCCCAGCAAGGUUGAUGAAACGGUUCCGCCACAGUUAGCGGCGCCGAGGCUGAAGAUAAAAUUAGGCGAGCCCGACGAGGCUGAUGAACGGCGAAUGCUGCGGGUGCGGCCGCCCAAGAAGAGGCUGCAAGCCGCCUCCGUAGACUCGGUGGUGCCGACCUUGGAAGAGCUCAAGAAGGAAAGCAUGAAGUACCGCAAGCAGAUCGCGGCCUCUUUUGACAAGAAGAGUAAAAAGGCGAAAAAAGGGCCCAAGCUGAUCAUCCGGCUGGGCAAGUCGCCAGACGAGCCUCUCGAGUCCGUUUCGGAACCAACGCCGCCCGCUUCUGGGGGCGGCGGAGGUGACAACAACAACCUGCUCAUAAAGCCGAUCAAGCUGAAGCUUUCUCGCUGCGACUCUGGCUAUGUGAUGGCCUCAAAGAACGAGGAGGCCCAACAGCCGCCGGAAGCGCCACUGCCCGCCGCGCCAGAUCCACCCUCAACUCCUUGUACAUAGUGUAUUUAGUUGGCAGGUGUAAAAGUUGUGAUAUUUGUGAUACCUGAGCUGAAAUAAAAAAGGAAGGUCCCUUCGAGCGGCGGGUUUUCUUUCUUUGUUUCAAGAAUCGAGUCUAAUAUGUACACGUGCGCUCUUGGUUUUUGUCUCAAGGCGAAUCGACAAACAAAAGUGAAGAAGAGACCAGCUGCUGUUAGACUUUUUUGUUUCACCGGAUGCGCUCUCACUCAAAGUUUUGUGCUUAAACGAAUUAUAAUUACUAUUAUUCUAUUGCUGCUAUUAUUAUUACGAUUAUUAUUCUACGAAGAAAGUGAAAAUCUCAGAAAGCAUUAACAUUGAAGUUUAAAAUAAACGAUUAAUGAAA
This is a messenger RNA of Neocloeon triangulifer, 6268 nucleotides long. RefSeq names its product PHD finger protein rhinoceros-like. The record is from RefSeq and is a predicted model, not a curated record. Lineage: Eukaryota; Metazoa; Arthropoda; Insecta; Ephemeroptera; Baetidae. Bases 421 to 5907 code for a protein of 1828 amino acids. The transcript has 12 exons. Gene Ontology annotation, biological process: regulation of transcription by RNA polymerase II.